AUGGACAUCGAUGUACACCCGCUUACGGAUAAUCCGACAGAAGCUUGGUUAGAAUUAUCCCAGCACCAAAAAGUUAUUAAAAUAAACGCUAAACCACCUGCAGCUGAUGCGCCUACGAAUAAACUGAGAGUUGUCUGCAUGAGUGACACGCACUCGUUGACACCUUUCAUAAAAUUUGACAUUCCACCUGGUGACAUAUUUAUCCACGCUGGGGAUUUUACUAAAUGUGGGAGCUUGCAAGAAGUCAUUGAAUUUAACAACUGGAUUGGUAAUUUGCCACACAAGCACAAGAUAGUGAUUGCAGGCAACCAUGAGUUGAGUUUCGACUCGACAUUCACUCACCCGUUCACUCCGAAAAAUGUCGGAGACCGUCACAAACACACCGGAACGAGUAUUUUAGAUGACAUACCCACUCUAGGAAUGUCCAAAGACACGCUCGCUGAAGCUAUCCAGACGAAAAAUGUAAAAGAUUAUCUGACUAAUUGUGUCUAUUUAGAGGAUUCUGAAAUAGUUUUGUACGGGAUUAAAAUUUACGGAACUCCCUGGCAACCAGAAUUUUGCAAGUGGGCGUUUAAUGUCCCGAGAGGGACUUCGUGUUUAUCUAAAUGGGAUUUGAUACCCUCGGAUACGGAUAUUUUAAUAACACACACUCCCCCGAUAGGUCAUGGUGAUUUAUGUUGCAGCGGAGUCAGGGCUGGAUGUGUUGAAUUACUCACCAGCGUCCAAAAGCGAAUCCAACCAAAGUAUCAUGUCUUUGGACACAUACACGAAGGGUACGGUAUUUCGUCGGAUGGGAAAAUAAUUUACAUAAACGCUUCGACGUGUGAUCUAAAUUAUUUGCCGAGCAAUCCACCAAUUGUCUUUGACAUAACGCUACCCCCAGGGGUAGAAAAAACGUCCGAUUAG
Molecule: messenger RNA, 906 nt
Organism: Cotesia congregata
Lineage: Eukaryota; Metazoa; Arthropoda; Insecta; Hymenoptera; Braconidae
Source: the annotation of a GenBank genome assembly